Beta vulgaris subsp. vulgaris (sugar beet) is the source of this 381-nucleotide messenger RNA. RefSeq lists its product as uncharacterized. Bases 1 to 381 code for a protein of 126 amino acids. The transcript has a single exon. The record is from RefSeq and is a predicted model, not a curated record. Lineage: Eukaryota; Viridiplantae; Streptophyta; Magnoliopsida; Caryophyllales; Amaranthaceae.
AUGACCGGUGGUUCACAGGCGACUUCAUCCUCUUCUUCUCCUCUUCACUCUACCAACAUUAAACAUAUUCUUCCUAUCACAUUGGAUAUGGAAACCGUGCAAUAUUCCACAUGGGCGGAAUCAUUUAAAAUUCAUGCACGUUCUAGUCGGGUUAUUCACCAUAUUAUUCCUCCAAAAACCUUCAAGGCUCCCUCUACUGAUGAAGAAAAGGAGGAAUGGGCUACGGUGGAUGCCACGGUGUUGAAAUGGAUUUACGGCACCAUUUCUGAGGAUCUCCUCAACACCAUCUUGGAGCCUGAUUCCACGGCACAUGUGGCUUGGGAGCGACUACGAGACAUUUUUCAAGAUAACAAGUCGUCUUGGGCAGUCACUCUCGAAUAG